Molecule: messenger RNA, 905 nt
Organism: Neohortaea acidophila
Lineage: Eukaryota; Fungi; Ascomycota; Dothideomycetes; Mycosphaerellales; Teratosphaeriaceae
Exons: 1
Coding region: 77-754 (225 amino acids)
Source: RefSeq, a predicted model, not a curated record
CGAGGUUGAGUACAUCACACCACUAUCUCGUCCUGCAUUACGUUCGCUUCCGUGGACAACGCACGACCGACUGACCAUGAGCACCUCCUCUACCCAGUUCCUCGACCUCCCUCUGGAAAUACGCCAGGAAAUCUUGCGACAAACACAAUGGUGUCCAUUGAAUGCGCCCCCCUGUAACCCCAUCCUCUCGCGCCGACUCAACCAAGCCUUCUUCUGCGGUAACUGCUCCGGUGAGGUACUCAUGCGAGUCAGCAAACACAUACGCUUGGACAUCGCCCCCGUCUUCUUUGCCCGCCAUGCAAUGCAAUUCCAACUCUGGUAUGAACAUCACGCCGCCCUCCACUCGUGGUUCGAUGCCGUUUCCGAAGACGCCGUGCGUCACUUCAGAGCGUUCAGGCUGAACACGCAAUACGCCAAUCCCUUGGUCGAUCUCGCUUCUCUUCCGGGCACUGCGACGGCCAUGCCGGGCUACAUUGCGAUCGAUCUGGAUGCUGUACCCGAGCAAGUGGUGAUGCGCAGCAAUACAUGGACGUGCGAACUCUUGGAAGAGCCCGCGACGAUCAUUUCUGCACUGGUCAAGUCGCUCGAACGGGUGAAUGGCAAGCCAGUCCUGAACAAGCAAGCUUUUCUAAGCAUGGUGGAGGCGGUGGGGUGGUUUGGGAUGAGGGAUGAGCGGGAGCGAGAGAUGGUCAUUCAGGAGAAUGAUGCGAGAGGAUCACGGGGAGUGGAAAUCGUUUCCCUCUUGACCGUGUGACAGCACGGCUUGAUGAACAGUGCAUCGAUGAUUAGAAUGGGGUUCUUCCGACCCGUCUACUGAGCACGCGGGCGUGCUUUGCAAUGACUGCUGCGAUUGAUAACUGAAAAACAUCGCGUCCUAUUAUCGGUAUCUCCAUUCUUCUUCCCUU